AUGAGUAAGUGCCAAGAAGUUAGUGAUAACGUUAUAUUACUCCCACAAACCAAUCAACUUAGGGGGUUGUACUCAAUUAUUCGUGAUCAUUCGACAAAGAGAGGUGAUUUUGUUUUCUAUUCUGACAGAAUCAUUAGAUUAUUAGUGGAAGAAGGAUUAAAUUUACUACCAGUCGAAGAGGCUACUAUACAAUGCUAUGGUAAUCAAACAUUUAAAGGUGCUAAGUUUUUGGGUAAGAUCUGUGGUGUUAGUAUUGUUCGUGCUGGUGAAUCAAUGGAGAUGGGACUUAGAGAUUGUUGUAGAUCUGUAAGAAUUGGGAAAAUUUUGAUUCAGAGAGACGAGGAAACUGCUUUACCAAAAUUGUUUUACGAAAAGUUACCAGAAGACAUUAGUGAGCGUUACGUAUUCUUAUUGGACCCAAUGUUGGCGACCGGAGGAAGUGCUAUGAUGGCAGUUGAAGUGCUAUUAAGUAGAGGUGUGAAAAUGGACAGAAUCUUCUUUUUGAAUUUAUUGGCUGCGCCAGAAGGUAUCAAAGCAUUCCACGACAACUAUCCUGAUGUCAAGAUAAUCACUGGUGGAAUUGAUGAAAAGUUGGACGAAAACAAAUAUAUCGUUCCUGGUUUGGGUGAUUUUGGUGAUAGAUACUACUGUAUUUAA
Messenger RNA from Debaryomyces hansenii CBS767, 657 nucleotides. It is a transcript of the gene FUR1, whose product is annotated as uracil phosphoribosyltransferase. Bases 1 to 657 code for a protein of 218 amino acids. The transcript has a single exon. The record is from RefSeq and is a predicted model, not a curated record. NCBI's taxonomy places the organism in Eukaryota, Fungi, Ascomycota, Pichiomycetes, Serinales, Debaryomycetaceae.